Oppiella nova is the source of this 1164-nucleotide messenger RNA. Lineage: Eukaryota; Metazoa; Arthropoda; Arachnida; Sarcoptiformes; Oppiidae. The record is from the annotation of a GenBank genome assembly.
ACUUGACAUUCAAAACACAAAUGAAAUGUGAAUUAAAUGAUUGAUUUGAAUGCAAACCAUUACUCAGUAUUCAUUUGAAACAGUGGUAGACAUGAGAUAAUGACCGCACAAAUGGAUCCCAAAAGCAAUUAUAACUACAAUUUGUUUCUUUUCGUCACGUUUUGGGGAUUUUUCAACGCUUUUAUACCACUAAUCGUCAAACUUGUAUUGACGGUAUUUCUCAAUGAGACCCAAAUGGAGGAGUCUUUGAGGCGACAAAUCCGUGAUCUGAAGACUGAGUUGUCGGACAUCUCGAUGUCGGAUGAGUUCGCAAAAUACGCCAAAAUUCAACGCAAACUAAACAAAGCCAAGGAUCAGCUCAAGAGUCAAUCCGACGCGCAGACGAUAUUCAGAAUCAAAGCCAAAGUCUUCUUAUAUAUCAUUCUUUACGCCAUUUCUGUCAGUUACCAUUGCUACAUAGACAACACCUUGAUAGCGAUGCUUCACGACAAGGCUGACGGCCUGGUAGAGAAGAUAGGCAAACCAAACGAAGACAGCAAAGGCUGCGGCGUUUCCGGUGCCAUCGGUAUAACCCCGUGGACAGCCAUCACAGCUUGGACAGUCGUGUUGGCCGAUGUAGUGACACCCAAAGAGUAUGAGAUCUCUGACGGCGCUCUUAUAGCUUCUAGUUUCAUAGAAAUCAUUGGACUCGUCAUAUGUUGCGGUUGUCUGGUAUUCAUUGUAUCCAUGAUUCUCAAUGGCGUCGAGAGAAGUGCCAAAAAGCGGUCAAACCAACUGCCAGUUGUGGUUCAACCACCCGCACAACCCCCUCAACCCACUCCACCACCCGUUAUAAAAAGGGCCGGGCAGAUUUUUAUGAUAUAUGAUUACAACAGUUGGACAGUCGUGUGGGCAAAGGAGAAGGUGGAUAACGUGGAUGAAGUGCUGUUAGGGAUGGGUAUUAUCGGUUUGUUAGUCUGUUUGGUUUGCUGUGGAUGUCUGGCACUCAUUGUAUGGCUUUUGGUUCGGUUGGUGACCACUGGAGUCCAAGAGGUGAUGGGAAACCAACAAAAUGAUCAAAAGCUUGUCUACCAUCACGUCCAGCCUCAACCUAACCAACCGGCUGUUUACCAUGAGGUCCAGCCAUCACAAUCACAAUCGCCAGCAAUUAGUAUAAGGCAUUGA